AUGGCUGCAUCAUCUUCUGCACGUCUUAAGGGUAUUCUAUCAGUAACUGUACUGAAAGCAAACGAUUUAAUCAAAAGUGAUUUUAUCGGCGAAAACGAUUGUUAUGCGGUCAUUUCACUUGAACCUCUUGCCGUGCAAUCGAAAGUAAAGGCUGGAAACCAAUCAAAACAAACAGAAACACGCCAGAAGACACAAAUUCGUGACGGUUGUCAUCCCAUUUUCAACGAGAAACUUCUAUUUCCAGUAGCACAGGAAUUAGAAGCAUUGUACGUUCAAGUAUGGGAUUCCGAUAUUGGCAAAGACGAUCUUUUAGCCUAUGGAACAUUGAGUUUGCUGGACAAUUCCCAAGGUGGCGAAUUUAAUACGAAUCUGAACAAAGAAUGGCUUCAUACCGCAACUAUUUCCAUGGAUAAUGAAAAACGUGGACAUGGUGGUACACUGGAACUCGUCCUUCAUUUUAUACCGGAGACAGUUGCUGCCUAUAUGAGCAAAAAAUUCAAUGCUGCGCAAGCCGACAUGAAGAAAAAAUUGACGGAGCAAAUCGUGGCAAAAAUGACUGAUGUGGCUACAGACCAAAUUCGAGGAUAUAUCGGCAUUGGUGAUUGA
Messenger RNA from Didymodactylos carnosus, 606 nucleotides. Lineage: Eukaryota; Metazoa; Rotifera; Eurotatoria; Philodinida; Philodinidae. The record is from the annotation of a GenBank genome assembly.